AUGGGCUUUUUCAGCAAAGAGGAAAAAGUGGUGGACCCACCAAACAAGAACAAAAGAAAAAUCUGCUGGGACGCCAGGGACGAUUUCUUUGAAUGUCUCACGGCGAACAACAUCGACAACUCGCUUGAUCCAAAAGAAAAGGCCAAUGUCGAAUCCAACUGUGGCAAGCAAAGAGUGAAGUUCCAACAGAGCUGUGUGGCUUCCUGGUACAAGUACUUCCAGGAAAAACGCUACAACGACAUCAGAAGACAAAAGUAUAUUCUGCAAUUGGAGGCCGAGGGCGCCCAGCCGCUCCCCUUCAAGUUGGACAGAAAGUAG
This is a messenger RNA of Clavispora lusitaniae ATCC 42720, 318 nucleotides long. RefSeq lists its product as uncharacterized. Gene Ontology annotation, biological process: mitochondrial respiratory chain complex IV assembly. NCBI's taxonomy places the organism in Eukaryota, Fungi, Ascomycota, Pichiomycetes, Serinales, Metschnikowiaceae. Gene Ontology annotation, cellular component: mitochondrion; mitochondrial intermembrane space; respiratory chain complex IV. The record is from RefSeq and is a predicted model, not a curated record.